Molecule: messenger RNA, 3202 nt
Organism: Epinephelus fuscoguttatus (brown-marbled grouper)
Lineage: Eukaryota; Metazoa; Chordata; Actinopteri; Perciformes; Serranidae
Gene: pisd
Product: phosphatidylserine decarboxylase
Exons: 8
Coding region: 117-1334 (405 amino acids)
Biological process (GO): phosphatidylethanolamine biosynthetic process
Cellular component (GO): mitochondrion
Molecular function (GO): phosphatidylserine decarboxylase activity
Source: RefSeq, a predicted model, not a curated record
CUUCUUCUGUCCUCUCAGUGGACACACUCUCUCCUGUCUCGUCUUCUCUGGUCACACUUGGACAUCAGCAUGUGUCUUCGUCUGUCUCCAUCUGUGGCGUCCCCAGCCACGUCUUCAUGGUAAGGUUCUUCCCUCGUCACCGUGGCGGCGAGCGUCGUGAGCGUGACCUGCUGCGGCAGGUGAGGCGCCAGGGGCGCACGGCUGACGGGGAGAAAGAGAGCGAGAAAGGUGGAGGAAGAGGAGAAGGAGAAAGAGGAGGAAGAGGAGGUGGGGUGAGGACAAGAACGUCGGCACGAUUCAGGCUCCAGGUGCCUCGUUUGGCUCUUCGACACCGUCUGAGCGUGCUCAGUGGCUGUGUGUCUCGACCUGCCCCUUGGCGUCGUCGGCCAAUCACCUUCCUCUGCUACGUCCUGUCAGUGAGUGCUUUGCGGCCGUUGGCCAAACGGGUGGCGUUGUACCACUCCUUCCCAACUCGCUUGCUGUCUCGGGCCUGGGGUCGUCUGAAUGGGGUCGACCUCCCCACCUGGCUGCGAAAGCCUGUCUACUCCCUCUACAUCUGGACCUUUGGGGUCAACAUGCAGGAGGCUGCGGUGGAGGAUUUACAUCACUACAGGAAUCUGGGUGAAUUUUUCCGUCGACGUCUAAAGCCUGCGGUCCGACCACUCUGCGGCUCCUCCUGUCUGAUCUCUCCGGCUGAUGGAAAGAUCCUUCACUUUGGUCGAGUCAAGAACUCGGAGGUGGAGCAAGUGAAGGGGGUCACCUACAGUCUGGAGAACUUCCUGGGUCCACAGAAGAGGCGGGGCAAUGACUCGUCUCCGUCCUCGUCGUCCUUUAAGGACAACCUCCUGUCGUCACCUGAGAACGACCUGUUCCACAUGGUGGUCUACCUGGCUCCAGGUGACUAUCACUGUUUCCACUCGCCCACAGACUGGAGGGUGGAGCUUCGACGUCACUUCCCAGGCUCAUUAAUGUCCGUCAACCCGGGUGUGGCUCGUUUGGUUAAAGAGCUCUUCUGCCUUAACGAGCGUGUGGUGCUCAGCGGCCAAUGGCAGCACGGCUUCUUCUCACUAACGGCGGUCGGAGCCACAAACGUUGGUUCCAUCAAGAUUUACUUUGACCAGAUAAAUUGGCUGGCUCUGGCUGCUUCAUCUAACAUUUCCCUCACUGUCUUCCUCAAACUCUGUCCCCGCACUCCGAGUUCCCCCAGGAGCGAGACAGCUGAUCUUGCUAUGAAUCCCCUACGCCCCACUUCCACUGGACAAAUCCUAGUCUUCCAUCCUUGCUGCUCAGCUUCCGCUCCUAAGUCUGCAUAUCUAAGCUUUUUUCUUUCAUAGGCUUCUUUCACUGAGUCUUCCCAAGGAACUGUCAGCUCAAUGAAAUAAACUAUCUGUUGACUCACUGACCACAACACUAAGUCAGGCCUCUGCUUGGUACAAACUAUUUCCUGGGGAACAACAAGCUUUCCCCCUAAAUCUACUUGCAUUUCCCAAUCACAAGCACCUUCUAGGCGGCCACACCCUUGCCUCCUUACUAACUUAUCCCUUCUGUGUUUCUCCCCCUCGCGGACAAACUGAAUUACUAAACUCCUAUCCUUAACACCUUCAGAAUUCACCUGUCUUCGUUUCCCUUCGAUGCCUGCAGCUAAACAUUUCAACACCUGAUUAUGUCACCAUGUAUAUCGGCCUUGUGACAAGCUAACUUUACAGCCUGACAAAAUAUGCUUUAAGGUUGCGGUACGUGAACACAAUGGGCAUGAUGGGUCCUCAUUUACCCACAGUUCUAGGUUCUGGGGGGUUGGUAACACAUCGUAUGUAGCCCCUACCAGGAAUCUAAUACGAUUCUCCUCCAUACUCCACAGGUCCCUCCAACUGAGCUUCCUCUUCUCUACACUUUCCCAAUUCAACCACUGUCCCUGUUUAGCCUGGGCCACUACCUUUGCAUCCCUUACUAUCUCCUCCUGUCUACGUAUCUGUUCCACAACCAGCUUUCUUUUAUCUUUGAGUCCUGCUUUAUUCCAUACCGGUUUGCCUGAGCCAAGCCCCAGGCCUCCCCGGCCAAACUGAACAUUACCUACAAUCUCUGCAUGCCUAAGAGCUGCCUCUGCCUCCUGAACUGCCGAUCUUGGGUUCCACUUCCUCCCCUUGGUUGGAUUUGGAACCACACUCCUAACUACCAUGUCCUUACUCCCAGAUAACAACAGCUCUGUCCUGACCUUGGUACAUUUAAAUUCCUCUGUUAAACUAGAUACUGGCAGCUGAAGUAUCCCUUUUCCAUACAAUGCAACACUACUUAGGCACCUAAAAGCGCCCAACCACUUCCUAAUAUAGGAGCUAACUGACCUUUCAUGUAUCGAGAUGCAUCUAGAUUCACUAGGCUUGAUCUUCAUGCUGGCCCACUUGAGGUUCUUAUUUACCUUCUCAUGUAGCCUCUUUGUACAUGGCAUUGUUGUGGUCACCAGUGUCAUGUCAUCCAUGUAAGCCCUAACUGGUGGAAGAUGCAACCCGUUCUGCCGUCUCUCUCCACCUACCACCUACUUAGAAGCCCUGAUGAUUACUUCCAUUGCCAUAGUAAAUGCUAAUGGAGAAAUUGUACACCCUCCCAUGAGGCCUAUUUCUAGCCUCUGCCAACCUGUUGUGAAACCUGCCGUACUUAGACACAACCUAAUAUCCUGAAAAUAUGCUUUCACUAAGUUAACAACUACCUGUGGCACUCUGAAGUAGUCACGCACUCCAAAUGAGGCUAUGCGGUACUGAACCAAACGCAUUUGCAAGAUCUAAAAAUACUACAUGCAGGUCUCUUUUGUUAAUCUUCACUGCCUGAAUCUGGUGCCAGAUCAUGCUAGUAUGCUCUAAACACCCUGAAAAACCUGGUAUUCCUGCCUUCCGCACCAUGGUAUCUAUUAAGCUAUUGCUUUCUAAGUAGCUAGCUAAUCACUACACUACAGAAUUAGCGGGUGCUUGUAGAUGUUGUCGGCUGGAUUAAUCUUGUAGUAUUUGUUGGUGUUGGCAGGAUUUAUCUUGUAGUAUUUGUAGGUGUUGUCCACAGUAUUUAUCUUGCAGUAUCUGUAGGUGUCGGCACUAUUUUUGUGUAUUGUCAGCAGUACUUGUGUUGCAGUAUCUGUAGGUGUUGUCUGCAGUAUUUGUGUUGUAGUAACUGUGGGGGUUGUCGGUAAGAUUUGUGUUGUAGUUACUGUAGGUGUUGU